Molecule: messenger RNA, 4387 nt
Organism: Sciurus carolinensis (gray squirrel)
Lineage: Eukaryota; Metazoa; Chordata; Mammalia; Rodentia; Sciuridae
Gene: Galnt15
Product: polypeptide N-acetylgalactosaminyltransferase 15
Exons: 10
Coding region: 655-2577 (640 amino acids)
Cellular component (GO): Golgi apparatus
Source: RefSeq, a predicted model, not a curated record
CGCCUUCGGGGUGUGCAAAGCCUGGGAACAUUGAGGGCAUUAGGACCAGGAGAGAGACGCUCGCUUGGCUCCAGGCUGUGUCUGGCAGAGGGCUCUCCGCUGAGCAGAGCUAUGUGUGAAAGGAAAUCAGGCACUGCCUGCCGGCUUUACAUCUGUUGAUCUGACCUGACUUGAAGCGUCCAAAGAGGGACGGCUGUCAGCUCUGCUUUGCUGAGAACCCACGAGCUCACCCCAGACAUCUCACAGCAGCCUGACCAUUCAUGCAAAGGGGGAAAGGAACACAUGGGACUAAACACCUGAGCAGAAUGGACUCAUUUUUUUUUUUCCCCAUGGAGAAAAACUGGGUAAAGGGGAGCAAGCAAUUCAGUUUAAAGUCCUUGUGAAUGGGCUCUCGGAAAGCAAUUAAAGAAAGCCACUCAGAGGACCUGGGGUGGAACUGGGGUCCUGUGGACUUUCCAAUUAUAAGUGGAAGCAGGUUUUACACAUGCUGUUGGCAAAUGUCAGAUGGAGAAAAAGGAGCAGGUUAAGUGACUGGCAAAAGAAACUUCCAGGUGGAACGAGCAACCAGGUCCUGCUGCAAGCUUGAAGGAACCUGGAGCCGGAUGAGAAAGCAAACUUGAACAUGACCUGUUGCGUCUGGCAAGUUGCAGCAACAUGCUCCUAAAGAAGCGGUACAGGCAUGGACCGUGCAGACUUCAGUUCCUCCUGCUCUUCCUGAUGCUGGGAUGUGUCCUCAUGAUGGUGGCCAUGUUGCAUCCUCCCCUGCACACCAGGCACCAGGCUGUCACAGCCCAGGCCAACAAGCACACCCCUGAAAGCGGGUACCGCCUGGACUUUGGGGAAUCUCAGGAAUGGGUCCUGGAGGCUGAGGAUGAGGGCGAGGAGUACGGCAUCCUGGAGGGCCUGCCGCCCUUUAUCUCGCUGCGGGAAGAUCAGCUGCUAGUGGCUGUGGCCUCACCCAGGGCCAGAAGGAAUCAGAGCCAGGGCAGGAGAGGUGGUAGCUACCGGCUCAUCAAGCAUCUGAGCAAGAGGCAGGAUGAGGAAGCUCCAGAGAGGGACUGGGGGGCCGAGGAGGACGGGGAGGUAUCAGAAGAAAAGGAGAUGACCCCACUCAGCCUGGACUCGCAUGGCCUCAACGAGGCGCUCAGUGCCCGCCUCCCGCUUCACAGGGCCCUGCCUGAGGUGCGGCACCCGCUGUGUCUGCAGCAGCAUCCUGAGGAAAGCCUGCCCACGGCCAGUGUCAUCCUCUGCUUCCAUGACGAGGCCUGGUCCACCCUCCUGAGGACCAUACACAGCAUUCUUGACACAGCGCCCAGGGCCUUCCUGAAAGAGAUCAUUCUCGUGGAUGACCUCAGCCAACAAGAACAACUCAAGUCUGCUCUCAGUGAAUAUGUGGCCAAGCUGGAAGGUGUGAAGUUGCUCAGAAGCAAUAAGAGGCUGGGUGCCAUCAGGGCCCGGAUGCUGGGAGCCACCAGGGCCACCGGGGACGUGCUGGUCUUUAUGGAUGCCCACUGCGAGUGCCACCCGGGCUGGCUGGAGCCCCUGCUCAGCAGAAUAGCUGGUGACAGGAGCCGUGUGGUGUCCCCAGUCAUAGAUGUGAUUGACUGGAAGACUUUCCAAUAUUACCCCUCCAAGGAGCUUCAGCGUGGGGUGUUGGAUUGGAAGCUGGAUUUCCACUGGGAACCUUUGCCAGAGCAUGAGAGGAAGGCCCUCCAAUCCCCCAUCAGUCCCAUCAGGAGCCCUGUGGUACCUGGAGAGGUGGUGGCUGUGGACAGACAUUACUUCCAAAACACUGGAGCCUAUGAUCCUCUCAUGUCACUGCGGGGUGGUGAAAACCUUGAAAUGUCCUUCAAGGCCUGGCUCUGUGGUGGCUCCAUUGAAAUCCUUCCCUGCUCUCGGGUGGGGCACGUCUACCGAAAUCAGGAUAUCCACUCCUCCCUUGACCAGGAGGCCAUCCUCUGGAACAAGGUCCGUCUUGCUGAGAUCUGGCUGGGGACAUUCAAAGAAACCUUCUACAGGAACAGCCCAGAGGCCUUUGUCUUAAGCAAGGCCGAGAAGCCAGACGGCACAGAACGCAUGCAGCUGCAGAGGAGACUGGGCUGUCGGACAUUCCACUGGUUUCUGGCCAACAUCUAUCCUGAGCUGUACCCAUCUGAACGUAGGCCCAAGUUCUCUGGAAAGCUCCACAACACUGGAUUUGGCUUCUGUGCGGACUGCCAGGCAGAAGGGGACAUCCUGGGCUGUCCCAUGAGGCUGGCCCCUUGCAGUGACAGCCAGCAGCAGCAGCAGCUGGAGCACACCAGCAGGAAGGAGAUCCGCCUUGGCAGCCCACAGCACCUGUGCUUCGAUGUCAGGCGAGAGCAGGUGAUUCUUCAGAACUGCACGGAGGAUGGCCAUGCCAUCCACCAGCAGCACUGGGACUUCCAGGAGAAUGGAAUGAUUGUCCACAUUCUUUCUGGAAAAUGCAUGGAAGCCGUGGUUCAGCAAGACAAUAAAGAUUUGUACUUGCGUCAGUGUGAUGGGAAAGUCAGCCAGCUGUGGCGAUUUGACCGAGUCCACCCUGUGGGUGAACGAUGAAUGGCAAUGGCAGAAGGGAAAAAUGUGGGCAUUCGCGGUUCUGCCCCAAGGGAACUAAAGGAGUAUGUUUAUUCCACAAAGCAGAUUCUUUUGUGCUUGUGCUCCUGGUGCAGGAGAGAAGAAAGCUUUGUGAGUCCAUAUCAGAAGCCCCUUCUUCUCACCCCUUAUUUCACUGACUGCUGGCUGUUGAAAAAAAAAGAAAAAAAGAAAAAAAGAGUGAAUUCAUUGUCUUCAUCACUGGAGAUGAUCAUCAUAUAUCACAGAAGAUUAUUAUUAUUAUUUUUUUUACUAAGCACAUAACACUUGCUUUUAUCCCUGAAAGACCUGGGCAUGUCUGGCAGCAUUGGGUACAUCAAUCCCAUGGGUCAAUUUCUUGAUCUUCAAGUAGUCUUAAUUUGGAUUAUCUGUGUGGCCAAACAUGAGAAGUGAAAGAGCAAGAGGAUAUAGUGUUCUGAUAGUCCAAAAACUUUGAUUAGGUUUAUAGGCACCAAUUUCAUGUUCAUUGGUUGAGCCAUAGCUCAAAACGAAGGAAAGACACAGGGAGAAGCAAGGUAGGGUUAAAGAGAAGAUGGAAAGGAGCUUUGGCUUGACUCUCCAGCUCAACUUAGCCAGCUGAAAAGAGUCCAUAGACCUGGGAUAAGACAUUUUCAUCUUAGUGGGAAUUUCCCUGAAACUUUCUACCUCCAUUCACCUGCACUAACCCUUCUCUCGCUUAAUCCACCGUUGCAAUAGUCAUUGGUGUUAGAAGGAGCAGCACAGCCUGAGCAUUCUCAUAAUAAAUGUGUUUAUACUUGAUAAAUUUCCUUGAUGCCCUUUUAUGGGAUUUGCAUUGACUUGAAAAGAAAUAAUGAACUUUGCAAAAGUGCAAAACUCCUUGGAAGGGAAAUGUGAGAGCCUGAGUCAAAAUUCUUACAAGAGUAAACAGUGCUGGGUGUUAAUGUCUGUGAGACCUGACAGGGUCAUCUCUGAGACCAUAGUAUUUGUCUGGGACCCUUAAAUAUGUCUGUUGAAUUCUCAAAACUUUGGGGACAAUAAAAUCACAGCAGAGAUAGGCUAACAAAAGAGAAUGGUUCUCCUGGCUGUGACCUAGUUUGGCUAUAAGAGUUGCUGAGUGGGGUUAGCUCUGCUGUUGAGAAAGCACCAUUUAUGCCCACUUCUCUCCCAGAUGGAGCUAGCUCUCUACAUGGUAAGCUUAGAAACCUUCCCUUAAAGAUCCUUCGGGAUGUGUCAAAUAAGAAUAACUAGGUAGGAAAUGUUUCCAAAUCAUACCUAUCAUAACUGUGUAUUCAUUCUCUGUCUGCAAAGUCAAUGGCCCACUGCAUUUCUCCAUCCUUAGAAUGCAUCUUAGACCUGUGUUAAUAUGGUAGCCACUAGUUAAAUAUGGUGCAUUUAAUGGAAAUCCACUAAAAUUAGACAAUAGUAAAAAUAGUUCCUCAAUUCUAGUAGCCACAUUUCAAGAGCUCGAUAAUCACAUGUGGCUAAUGGCUAUUGGAAAUCACAGAUAUGGAACAUUUCAUCAUCGCAAACACUACUACUGGACAGCAUUAGACGCAUCGCCUUUCUAGAGAGGAGAUUUUAGCCACUGUCUUCUUGCUUCAGACCUCUCUCUAUUUAAAACAAAUUCCCCUGACAUCCUAAGGCUGAGAUGGAACUAAAAAUUCUCAGAUGGCAACUUUGCAAAGGGUAUUAAUGAUUUAAGAAUAAAAAUUAGAUAAGACGUCUAUUUUUUUAAAGAACCUUAUUGUUGUCAUUGUGGGUAUUUGAAGUUGCUGGGAUAAAUUAAUAUAAUUAAAUAAAAGGCUGAAUUCAA